Stomoxys calcitrans (stable fly) is the source of this 3148-nucleotide messenger RNA. RefSeq lists its product as uncharacterized. The transcript is spliced from 2 exons. Bases 178 to 3000 code for a protein of 940 amino acids. The record is from RefSeq and is a predicted model, not a curated record. Gene Ontology annotation, molecular function: DNA-binding transcription factor activity, RNA polymerase II-specific; RNA polymerase II cis-regulatory region sequence-specific DNA binding. Gene Ontology annotation, biological process: regulation of DNA-templated transcription. Lineage: Eukaryota; Metazoa; Arthropoda; Insecta; Diptera; Muscidae.
UUUUCUCCUAACAAAUAAACAACCGUCACGACGAAAACGACAAAAGAAAAAAAUAUUAUUUUCACUUUGUUCUUAUUUAGUAGAAAGCAUUGCAAUUAGUUGUUUUUAUUUUAUAAUUUUCGAUGUUGUGUGCUAGCGGACCAUAACUGUUGAAUUAAAAAACGAUAAUCAAUCAAUAUGGUCAGCAGAAAUAAACAAUUCCAAUGUUGUAGAAUUUGUCGCACGGAGAAAAAUCUAAAAUUUACGGUUAAAGAACUGCGUGAAUUUAAUAGAGUUCAAGGAGCAGCUACUGGCAACGACAAAGCUUCGCAAAAGCUCCUGCGAACAACACCCACUUUGGGCAAUAUUUGCAAAGAUUGCGAUGACCGUGUCCAGAUAUUUCAUCGUUUAGAUGAAGCAACCACCAGCUGCGAUAGCGAUAUAGAGAUAGAUGUAGAUGAUACGGCUACAAUUCCGCUGCCAGCACCACCUAAUUUGCCGACAUUAAACACAUGCCGUCCAGAUACACCUAUUAUUGUGGACGAUGAUGAAAUGCUUUAUGAUUUGUUCAUGCAAAAAGUUGAUCAACAACGCCAGCAAAGGCAAAUCACCACACAAAUUCAAGAAGCAGAAAGGCCAGAGCUUCAUGCCGAAACGCAGCAAACCUUCAUAAAUCAUUUCAAUCCACAAUAUACACCACCACAAUCGACUGGGGGCAGCGAAGGAGAUGAUGCUAAAAUGCUUGAUGAUUUAACAUCCAGGGAGGGAACUCCGGCUUCGAUAGCUAAUGCAGUGACUCCAGUACCGCUGGCCCCACAGCUUCCCCCAGCUAUUGUUGAUAACAAGGGUCAUCGAAUUGUUGCUAUAAUAGAUCUUGAUGAUGGAGACGAAGAUUCAUGUCCGGCUCAGUCUGAUAAAAUUGACGAAUCUAUGCAAAACACCAUACAAGACAAAUCCCCCAAUAUGGCCAAUGACAUAGUGGUGGCACAAGCAAUACUUCAAACAGAUUCAAUUAGUGAAAGUCAACAAACACUUUUGACCACCAAUAAUAUUAUUGAGACACCAGCUUUGGCAAAGAACGUCGCAGAUGUCAGCGAUGAUGAGGAGAUAGUUUUUCGACAAGUCGAACCUCAUUUGGAAACACCUCUCUCGAAAAAGAAGCGCAAGAGUUAUGAUGAAAAAAAAUUACGUUUAGUUGCUAGCUUAAGUCUGGUAUCGAGUGAUGACAGUGAGCCAGAGGAACCUGUAGCCAAACAAACCAAAGUCAACGCAGCCCCAACUGAUUUACCAAAAUGCUUUAAUUGUAAGGAAUGCCAAAUAAGUCUCCCAGAUGCGGAAAGUCUUUCAGUGCACGCACGCGUGCAUGAAGGUAUCAAAUGUCCAGAAUGCCAGUAUACGUUCCCGCUUGAAAAGCGGUUAAUAAAUCACAUGCGUCGCAAACAUCGUGCCUACAAUGGCAAAGUAUUGAAGGAAAAAUCUCGAGGUCCCCAAGAUAGCGCUAUGACAAUUCGCUUGCGGUAUAUGCAAAGUCAAACAUAUUAUGAAUGUCAACUUUGUGGUCGUAUUGAUGAAAUUUACAAAGAGCACAAAGACCACAUUCUCAAUAAGCAUCCCAUGGAAUCGAAAACUUUGAAGGACCCAAUAAUGAAGGAACUUAAGUGUCCGGUAUGUAAAGAGAAAUGUGGCUGUCAGUACAUAAGAUUAUGUAGACAUAUACUUGAGAAUCACGAUUAUGCACAACAUAAAACCCAUCUAAGAGAAAUAGUACAUGUGAGUGCAUUUGGCUGGAAUGCUGCUCGUCAGAAGGAAGUUGCUAAAACAGCUCGCAUUUUCCAAUUCUCUAAAAGAACUACAUUCUUUUUUCAAUGCAAAAAGUGUUACAAAGUUGUGGCCGGUUACUUAAAUCAUUUGAAGCAUAUAACUCAAAGUUGUAAAAUUGAAGAAAAGUCAAAAUCGGUCGAAAAGAAAAUUAGACCGCCAGCUGAAAAAUUAAAACCCAAAAAGAAACCUAAAGUAGAAAAAAUAGCUAAAACAUUAGAUAGUACAAAGAAAAAGAAACAAGUUAUACAUAAAGAUUUAAAAUCUUGUAAAAAAACGCCCAAACCUUCCAAAAAAUCUCUAAAUUUGGAAAAACCUUUAGUAUCCAAAAAUUCCCCAAAUGUCACUAAGAAGUCUAAUAAGGAAGAUGUAAAAGCCAUAGCAAAGCCAAUAGUUUCGAAAACAAAAGCCGAUGCUAUAAAGCUUUUGCCACAAACUAAACCUUCAGAAAAAUCCAAAAAACGUAAACGUAAGGAAGAGUCUGUUUCUCAAAUUCUCAAACCCCAAAAAAAAGUUGUUAAAGUUAAGGCUCCCGUUAAGCAGAUCCCAACACAAAGCUUCAACUGCGGCCACUGUCCCAUUCAGAUUAAAGGUUUUCUCUUAUACAGCAAGCAUAUUUGGCAAGAGCAUGUGUCCCAUGAAUUUGUCCAUUGUGAUAAAUGCUCAAAGGCGACGCUGUUCAAAUAUCAUAAUGGGAAAUGUUCGAACUUAGCGACACAAAUAAAGAAACAAAAGCGUAAAUGUGUCACCACUAGUGGUGGUGGUGGUUGCAAUGGUGGUGUAAAUAGUUCCACGUCCACUAAGGACACAGAUGUUAAUUGUGAUUUGGAAAAUGCUAAAGAAUGUCAACAACUUCAGCAAAUAGUGCCUGAGUCGUUAGAAGAUAGUCAAAAUCUACCUGCAACAAAUGGAGAAAUAGCCCAAGAGCAAACACCCAUGUGGCUUAAAGACUUAUGUAGACUAAAUGAGUUGAGGAAUAAUAUGGUAAGCAGCGACGAUAAUGAGAAGAGUAGCAUAGCUGUUAUAAACAUUAACGACGUUGACGAUCUGUACCCAGCAAUAAAUAGAGCCGGAGUUCAGCAAUGUUGUUAUUGUUUACAUUUAUUCUCUUCCGAGUUAGAGCUAAAAAAUCACACAAGACUGCAACAUACCGGUUAUGAGGAAAUUUUAGUUAGAUACACACCCAUUAAUGUUACAAUUUAAGGAUUUUUUCAUGUUAGCUUGAGUUUUAAUGAAAAAGAUAGAAUUCCUUAAUUAAUUUUACCAAUUAUGGUUACUUUCCCAAAAUCCGUAUUAAAGGUACUGCCAAUAAGUCGCUAGAAUGUAUGUUAAUUGGCUGGAGUACGAAAAC